AUGUGGGAUUUACUAUUUAAACCGGGUGCUUAUUUCGUAGAGGCGGGGAGACGGCGUGAGGAGGAGAGAAGAGGGAGAGAAGAGGGAGGAACUUUGUUACCAGGCUUCGCGCUGUGUUUCCUCCGGCAGUGCGCGCUCAAAGCAGACGCGCGAUGCCUUAUAGAGCUUCCAUUUGGAGGAAAUAAGCUGUGUUUAUCAAGGAGUGUGAGAUGA
Molecule: messenger RNA, 213 nt
Organism: Knipowitschia caucasica
Lineage: Eukaryota; Metazoa; Chordata; Actinopteri; Gobiiformes; Gobiidae
Source: the annotation of a GenBank genome assembly